Messenger RNA from Caenorhabditis auriculariae, 4501 nucleotides. The record is from the annotation of a GenBank genome assembly. NCBI's taxonomy places the organism in Eukaryota, Metazoa, Nematoda, Chromadorea, Rhabditida, Rhabditidae.
AUGAAACCUUCAGGAACCGUUGACAGCUCUCUUUACUGGAACAAAACAAUACUUCCUACAGGUGCUACCAGGAUUCCGACUGACCAACCAAUUCUAACCAAGGUUGCACCGACGCAGAACCAACCCAAAUCCAAUGAAACGUCCGCACUUUGGCGAUCUGCUCCUGCUCCAGAGCCUCCUCCUCCGAAAACGGCGAGGAGAGCAAAAAGAGGAGGGGAGGCCACCAAAAUCGAUUCGCUUUGGUCCGCAGCCGCCGUCGUCGUCGUCGCCGAGGCUGCCGUCGGUCGCUGUCGUCGAGCGGUCGUCGGUUGGUCGCCGCUGGCCCUCCUCCUCCUCCCAUUUUUUCCAUUUUCCGCGCUCGCGGCCGACAAUCGAUUUUUUCCUUCUUUUUUCAUAGUCGUCGUCGUCGUCCGUCCUCCUCUCCUUGUUUCUUUUUCGUUCCUUUUUGGCUCCAUUUAUUAUAGCACAUCAUUUUCUUCAAAACCUAGCUAUUUUCCGUCCUAAUUAUAACCUGAGCAGAAAAGCCACUUUGAAGCUUUUUGAACCUAGCCAUUGUCGUUUCUUAUCUCCCCCUUGUGAAUUUAGGCGAGAAAAAACUUUGGAAGUCCCAAAAACCCAUUAAUUAUCUUUCUAAAGUUUCCAGCUUCAACUUUCAAGCUUCUGAGCCUUAUAAUUACAUCUUUUAGGCCUUAGGCUUUUCGAAAGUAGCCAGAAAAAUUUUCCAAUUGCCAAAAAAAGUGUUUUGAAGCUUUUAAACCCAUUACACAAAAAGCUUCUAUUUGCGCAAUUAAUCAUAAAAAUCUUGUUAAGCUGAACUUUUCUAAUUAACAUUUUUAUUCUCAACCCCGUUAAUAAAUGAUUUACACACGUUAACCAUUUGACAUUUUUCCAUGUAUACGUGAAUUUAUUAUUGUAAACUAAUUUAAGAUCCUCAAAAAAAUCAAUUAGAUUUUUUUAGCUUGCUUCUCCUGUCCGAUUUCUCAUAGUUCUGAAUGUCAAAAUGAAUGAAAUCGGUAAUCUAAAUAAUUUGAAUCAGAAAGAAAACCAUAAGCUUUUUUUUUCCGAAAAUUGAUCAAUUUUUCCAUUUCGAACUAGUAGUUUUUUAAAAAUUUAUUUCACUUAAUUUUCACGUUUAUUCGCAAAUUGAAAACCGUUUCAACAUUCAUAUUUUCUUUCUUUUCUUCUCAGCCCAUAGUUUGCGAAACAAACUUCAUAAAGCGCUGGCAACUGAAAAAUCGUUCAUUCUACCUAAUUUUCCACUAUAUUUUUGUUCCCUUUCGUGUCUCGUUACACUUAGAAAACCUAUUAUUCAACUGAUUCUGUUCUUAUUUUUUUCGAGAAAAAAAAUCUUUCUAAAAAAAUACAUUUUUCUACCCCAUUGUUCCCAUUAUUUUUUUAUUACUUUUCGUGUCUGUUCAUACUUCAAAAGUGUCCGAUUCUUCGCCUUUUUUAUUAAUUAAAUAAACUUAGCAUGGUGAACCACGAUUUGAAAAGCCAUAAAUCGCAUUCUUAAUGAUACUUUGAUCGUUUUUCUCUUAUCCGUUCGAAUUUUAAACUGUCCUUUUAUUUUCUAUGCUCUAUACGUUCCACUAAACUUUUUUCGAAAAUAAUCUCCUUCAAGCUCUUUCUUAACUUUUUCUCUAAUCCGUUCGCACUUUGAAACCGUCCGUUUUGUCCUCUAAUUUCACUGUUUUCUGUAAUUUCACUCCUAAACUCAAAAAAUUCUUGUAAACACAACCUAAUCGGCAAAAAACACUAAAACUUCUUACUAAAAUCUCUUGUCAUCUCAUUUUCAAUCCAUCUGAUCGGGAUUUAAAACCGUCCGCUCGUCGUUUUUAUUCGUUUUCAAUAUGCUCAUAUUUUUCAGAACAUCCUCCAUUCAGCACCACCAACCGCUGAAGACCUCGAGUUCUCCAACAGCUCCUACCGCCUCAAGCUCUUGUGCUUCUUCUCCUUCUCCUUCUUCAAUUCUCAAACUCUUCUCAUCUGACACCUCAGCACAUCACCACCGAUGGGCAUCAAGGGUUCCAAACCGAAACUCUCCAAGGAGGACUUGGAGUUCUUGAAAAAGAAUACCAAUUUCACCGAGGAGCAAAUCAAGGAAUGGUAUAAGGGCUUCGUGGUGAGUCUUUCAUUUUUUUUUUUUUUGAUUUUGAAACUUUUGAGUAUGGAGAAGUUGAAGUGAUUCCGUUUCAUGUGUUAGCUUAGAAAGUCGACAAAAUGGCUCUUCUAGUUGCUUCAAGAGGUUUCUCAAGAUUUUGGGGCUUUCUAAUUCUAAUCGCCAAUUAGUCUGACCUGUCUGUGCUCUUUUAUUCACGUGCUGUCUUUAUUUUUUCUGUACCGUAAAGAGAAAAGAGAGCGCAGACAAGCUAGACUGUGUUUAGCAGUGGUGACUGUGAUUUUUCAAACUAGGUUUUUUUUAUCGAUUUAGAAAAAUUUACGAACUUUUGUUCGAAUUUCCAACUUUAGUCUAUUCUCAGAUGUCUUUGACGUUGAAGGCGCACAGCAUUAAAAAGCUUUUUUGCGUCAAAAUUUGAUCUUUUCUCGUUCAUGUUCCUUCAAAAAUUUUUUUCUAAUCAAGAGUUUUUUUCAAAAAAAUUAGUUUUUUUCUCUCUCUCUCUGAACGUGCUAAAUUUGAAUUUUUUCUUAAGAAACCAGGAAGUCACAUUACUCCUAUUUGUCAAUUUACUGUAAUGAGUUACCUGAAACCGGUAUUUUGAUUUACUCAAACUUCUGAUAAGACUAACAAAAGUGAAUUUGUUGUUCCGAUGAACUCUCAAGAUUGUGAAAGAAAAUUUCUGACAAAAAUUUCGAUAAUUAAAUCAGGGUUGAUAUCUAAGCCUCGAAAAAGACAAAAACCUCAAAUUUCAAGAAAAAAGGGUAUUUCGGUUUGUCUUUUUCGCGUUUCCGUUUUUUUUCAUGGUUUUUCAUUCACCACUGGCUCGAGAAUCGGAUUAGCAAAACGUUAUGCAAGAAAAUUAAAACGAGUGUCUCGUUCAUUGACUGAGUAUGAUUGUGAAAAAAUUUUCUUAAAAAGUUCUGAGUCGAAAUAAGAUUAGAUCUUAUAAAGUCCUAAAUUCACCACUGAACUCAUAAAAACACAACAGAAUCUCUCACAAUUUUCCACGGAUAAUCGCAUUCGAAAUGGCUCAAAGCGAUGCGGCUGGCUAAUACCAAAAAACUCCAAGUGUGACCUCUAAACGUCCUAAAAUUUGCAGCAAGAUUGCCCGAAAGGACACUUGACCAAGGAGCAGUUCAUCAAAGUGUACAAAGACUUUUUCCCGUCGGGCUCAGCGGAGGGCUUCUGCGAGCACGUCUUCCGCACCUUCGACACGGACAAUUCGGGAUUCAUCGACUUCAAAGAGUUCUUAUUGGCCAUCAACGUGACGAGUUCGGGUACGCCCGAGCAGAAGCUCGAAUGGGCCUUCCGGAUGUACGAUAUCGACGGCAACGGCACGAUCGAUGAGAAGGAAAUGAUCAAGAUUAUUGAGGUGUGUUUUUCCCCGAUUUCUCAGACUAAAAUCACAACUGGCUUAUCAAGAGUUACAGUAAGCCUAUUUUUCAAGAUCCGUUUUUGAAAUUUCUCCGACUUGGUGAACUUUGAGACAAAUUAUAAAUGAAAUGAGUAUAUAUGGCUGAAACGAUUUUUACGAAAGGGAAAUUCUGUUUUUAAAAAUGUUGAUACCUUUUUUUUUGAAUUUCUGGCACAGUAAUGACAUAGGUCAUAGAAAGUUCUUCUUUAAACCUUAAAAUAUAUAUAUAUAUCUAUUUAUUUUUUUAUAUUUAUUUUUUUCUCUUUGUCUUAUCAACCUUAAGACUUCCUGAAAUUAUCUAACUUCUCAUUUUGAAAAAGUUAGAUUCUUCUUUACACAAUCCCGUUUCCGACUUUUAUGUUUUUCCGCUUUUGUUGUUUAAAAUUAAAUUUCAAACUUACAAAGAAACAUAUUUUCGAGCAGCCCAACAAAAAUCUGUAGUUUGAUCCCGAGGCAUAAUCCAACACGAAAAAAAUGCAAUCGGAACAAAGAAAUCAGAAGUUUGAUGCCAAGACCAUAAUCCAGGUCAAUAUAUUCGACACUAAUCACAGCGGUUAUAGAUAUUUCUGCAUUGUCUGUCUUUCUAAAAUCUACGGAUAUUUAGAACUUUCUGGAAGCCUCCCAAAGCUCAUAUGCGUCAGGAAGAUCUAAAUUCCACAAAAAUCUGUAGUUCAAUCCCCAAAGGCCGUAUUCAACUUAUAAUCCAAUGCACGAGGAUACAUAGAACAUCGAGAACCAAAGAGUGUGUAGUUUGAUCCUUAAGACUCAUAUAUUUCCAGGCGAUCUACGAGAUGCUCGGGCCGGAGGUGACAAAAUCCGCCGACGACUCACCGCGGAAGCGAGCCAAGAUGAUUUUCGAGAAGAUGGACGUCAACAACGACAAGGAGCUGACCUUGAAGGAGUUCGUCGACGGCUGCCUGGCCGACAAGGAGCUCUUCCAGAUCCUCACCAACGAGGUCAAGAAGUAG